This is a messenger RNA of Acanthoscelides obtectus, 1269 nucleotides long. The record is from the annotation of a GenBank genome assembly. NCBI's taxonomy places the organism in Eukaryota, Metazoa, Arthropoda, Insecta, Coleoptera, Chrysomelidae.
AUGGAGAACAUGAUGCAGGGCAAUAAGAUCAGACGAGUUGCAGCUACUCGCAUGAAUGAGAGGUCAUCUCGAUCACACACGAUUUUCCGGAUUAUUCUGGAGUCGAAAGAUGCCAAUCAGAAAGAUGGACCUGUACAUAUAAGCUACCUUAACUUAAUGGACUUAGCUGGUUCUGAGAGAGUUUCUCUGACGAAAGCUGCUGGUGAGCGUCUUAAAGAGGGGGCUAACAUAAACAAAUCUUUGUCAGUAUUAGGAAAUGUGAUAAGGCAACUAAGCGAGGGGAAGGAGUUUAUCAGUUAUCGCGAUUCGAAAUUGACUAGACUGCUCUCACAGGCUCUUGGCGGUAAUGCCAAAUCAUUGAUUAUCGGGAAUAUCAGACCAAUGAUCCACCGCGAAGUAGCCGAUGGUCUAGAGCGUCUUUGGAACGUAAGAGUAAACUGCAUAUGGGAAGCCGAUGAAAGUAGUCGCCAUGGAGAGGUUUAUAUAUUCGACCAUGUAUUUAAGCAGGAAUGUACAAAUUCAGAUGUAUAUGGAUCUGUAGUAAAACCUUUAGUCGAUUCCUUCAUGGAAGGUUUCAAUGCCACAAUAUUUGCAUAUGGCCAAACAUCUUCUGGCAAAACACACACCAUUUUGGGCAAUAAAACAGAUCCUGGGCUUUUCCAAUUAGUAUCCAAUCAGUUAUUCCAGCAUGUGGCAGACCAGGUUGAUAAGAGGUACUUGAUUAGAUGCAGUUAUAUUGAAAUCUACAAUGAAAAGAUCAAUGACCUCCUGGAUAAGAGCAAUCAGGGUUUAACUAUAAGAGAAGAUAUCAAAGGAAAUGUGCUGCUUGAUGCAAGGGAAGCUGUCGUAGACAAUGUUGAUAAAGUUAUGGAGAACAUGAUGCAGGGCAAUAAGAUCAGACGAGUUGCAGCUACUCGCAUGAAUGAGAGGUCAUCUCGAUCACACACGAUUUUCCGGAUUAUUCUGGAGUCGAAAGAUGCCAAUCAGAAAGAUGGACCUGUACAUAUAAGCUACCUUAACUUAAUGGACUUAGCUGGUUCUGAGAGAGUUUCUCUGACGAAAGCUGCUGGUGAGCGUCUUAAAGAGGGGGCUAACAUAAACAAAUCUUUGUCAGUAUUAGGAAAUGUGAUAAGGCAACUAAGCGAGGGGAAGGAGUUUAUCAGUUAUCGCGAUUCGAAAUUGACUAGACUGCUCUCACAGGCUCUUGGCGGUAAUGCCCAAAUCAUUGAUUAUCGGGAAUGUUACUUUAGCUGCAGAGGAGGAGACUAG